AUGAACCGAGGCCUGCUGUGGCUGGCAGCCAGCGGCCUGGCCCUUGGGCUGGCCGUGCUGCUCGCUCUGGCAGCUCGGCCGACGUCCGAGCGGAUUGAGGCCCGAGUGGUGUCAGGCAUCUGCCAGCAGAUCGUGUGGCAGCCCGACAGCCCCGAGUCGGUUGCAGCACGCUUCCGGGGCGACUUAAGUCCCACGGACCCACCCGUGUAUGCUCGCUACCGCUUCUUCAACAUAACCAACCUGCCAGACGUGCGGCAGGGGGCCAAGCCUGCGCUGCAAGAGGUGGGGCCCUACACCUACCAGAUGGUGCGCAUCAAGCAGGGCGUCCAGUGGGUGGACGGCGGCGCCGCGGUGCGGUGGAGCGAGUACCGCUACCACCUCUUCCAGCCGCACCUCAGCAACGGCACUCAGGACGACCCCAUCACCACCCUCAACCUGCCCCUGCUGGGCGCUCUGGAGUACAUCCAGUCGCUGCCCGCGUGGAAGGGCUCGUCCCUGCUGGAGCUGCUGGCGACGUGGGUGGAGCGCAUGGGCGACCCGCGCGUGCAGGGCCUGUUCACCACGCGCACCGCCGGGGAGCUGCUGUGGGGCUACGACGACCCCCUGCUUCGCAAGCUGGCGGUGUUUGCGCCCAGCAUCAACCCGCGCUUCCGCCUGGCCUGGAACAUGAGCUCCCCGGAGGAAGCGGCCCUGGACUGGCCCACGCAGGCCAACACAGGCCUGGAGCGUGUGGAGGAUGUGUGGCAGUACCAGGAGUGGGAGGAUGUGAGGCUGGUCACCUCAUGGAACCCGCCGCAUGUGGAGGCGGUGCGGGGGACCGACGCUUUCCAGUUCAGGCCAGGGCUGGCGAUCAACGACAGCGUGGAGGUGUGGGUGGGCGAGCUGUACCGCGCCGCCAAGCUGGUGGCAGAGGAGCAGGCACGACACGGCAACACGCCCAACAGCUGCACGCUACUGCCCCUGACGCCCAGCAUGCUGCAGCCGCUGGUCAGGCUGGAGGGCAUCCCGCUCCUGCGCCUGCGAGCCGACCCUGCCCAGGGCAACCCCGACCCUCGCUUCUUCCAGACCAUACGCGGCCUCAUGAACGUCACAUCCCCCACCGCCGAUCGGGUCUGUGGCUGGCCUGCAGCCGGGCCGGGCGGGCGGGCCGGCAAGCCGGGUCCUCCCAUCUUCCUGUCCUACCCGCACUUCUGCGAUGCCGACCCCGCGCUGGCGGAGGGUGUGGAGGGGCUGGCCUGCGACCCACAGGCCCACGACCUCUUUGUCGACGUCGAGCCCAACACCGGCAUCACGCUGCGCGCCGCCAAGCGCCUGAUGAUGAGCAGCUGGUUCGGCAGCAGGUGGCGCAGGGUGGACCCCGCGCUGCGCGACACCGUCCUGCCCAUCUUCUGGGCGGAGCUGGCCAGCAGCGCCACACCCACGCAGCUGCAGCAGUUCCGCCCGCUGCUGCGCGCUCGUGCCGUGCAGCGUGCGCUGCGGUUGUAUGCGCAGCCGGUGGCGGCAGGGCUGGCGCUGUUGGCGGCGGGCGGUUUGUGCGCGGCCUACCUGGUGUGGGGCAGCGACCGUGGGGGCGUCAGCAUCGGCGGCGGCGGCGACGGCGGCCUGGCAGCGGCAGUGGCAGCGGAGGUGGACGCAGACGAAGCAGCAGAGGCAGGGAUGCCACAGGCAGACGCCGGCACUGGCGGCAGCAGUAGAGAUCCAGGGGAAGCGCAGGAGGCGAUGCUCCUGGUGCCGUUGCUAGACUCCCACCCUGUUGCCAUGCCUUCGGAAGAGAGUGGGGACGGCUGA
Molecule: messenger RNA, 1788 nt
Organism: Chlorella variabilis
Lineage: Eukaryota; Viridiplantae; Chlorophyta; Trebouxiophyceae; Chlorellales; Chlorellaceae
Exons: 10
Coding region: 1-1788 (595 amino acids)
Cellular component (GO): cytoplasm; membrane
Molecular function (GO): scavenger receptor activity
Source: RefSeq, a predicted model, not a curated record